Chenopodium quinoa (quinoa) is the source of this 772-nucleotide messenger RNA. Its product is annotated as protein SODIUM POTASSIUM ROOT DEFECTIVE 1-like. The record is from RefSeq and is a predicted model, not a curated record. Lineage: Eukaryota; Viridiplantae; Streptophyta; Magnoliopsida; Caryophyllales; Amaranthaceae. Bases 162 to 689 code for a protein of 175 amino acids. The transcript has 3 exons. Gene Ontology annotation, molecular function: metal ion binding.
AAGGCACUUGGGUAUGUACCAAUGUACCAUACAUACAAUUCUGUUAGAUAAGUCAUUAAAACACCAUGUUAACUUUUUGUUCACUAGUAUAUAUUCCAUUAUUCUAUUAUACAAAUACAAUAUAGAAUAAGGUGAAAUAAGUAAGAAUAAAGAGUACGAGUAUGAGUAUGGUGAGAAUGAGGAGAGGGUUUAUGUGCCAGUCGCCGGCAUCCACGGCUGUAGGGUGUAUGCCGGAUGAUAUGAGGUCCGUAAUCGUGCCGUGUAAGAGUAAUAAUGGGAGGAUUGGUAAUAGUGGUAGGUAUUCUAGGCUUGUUGAUAAUUCAUCAGAAAAAGAAAGGUUGUUAGUAAAGGGUUGUAAAAGAAGAGAGAAUUUGUUGCCAUUGAAUGAUAGAAAUAAGGUUAAAGGUGAUCAUAAAUCAUCAGUUUCUCACCAACAACAAAAGCCUAAGUCUUUGCAAAACUGUUCUUCUGGUGCAACUCACUUAUAUCAGGUGGUGGUCCUAAGAGUGUCGCUCCAUUGCCAAGGUUGUGCUGGUAAAGUCAAGAAACAUUUAUCAAAGAUGGAAGGGGUUACAUCAUUCAACAUAGACUUGGAAACAAAAAGAGUUACAGUUAUGGGAAAUUUGUCACCUGCAAGAGUCCUUGAAAACAUCUCCAAGAUUAAAAGGGCAGAACUCUGGACAUGUUAACUCAAGAAGCCGAGAUAUUUCUCAUGACUUUUGAGUUUUCAUUAGCUAGCAGCCUAGCGUAGCUUUAUCCAAUUUAAAUUCAA